This is a messenger RNA of Cucurbita pepo subsp. pepo (vegetable marrow), 957 nucleotides long. RefSeq names its product transcription factor MYB36-like. NCBI's taxonomy places the organism in Eukaryota, Viridiplantae, Streptophyta, Magnoliopsida, Cucurbitales, Cucurbitaceae. The record is from RefSeq and is a predicted model, not a curated record.
AUGGGUCGAGCUCCAUGUUGUGAUAAAGCCAGUGUCAAGAAAGGGCCAUGGUCACCUGAAGAGGAUGCAAAGCUUAAAGCUUAUAUUGAACAGCAUGGAACUGGAGGAAACUGGAUUGCUCUUCCUCAAAAGAUUGGGCUGAAGAGAUGUGGAAAGAGUUGCAGAUUGAGAUGGUUGAAUUAUUUGAGACCUAAUAUCAAACAUGGUGGAUUCUCGGAGGAAGAGGACACCAUCAUUUGCAACCUCUAUAUAAGCAUUGGCAGCAGGUGGUCUGUAAUUGCUGCCCAGCUGCCUGGAAGAACUGAUAAUGAUAUAAAAAACUACUGGAACACAAAGCUGAAAAAGAAACUACUUGGAAAACCCAAACAAUCCAAUACCAAUAAUGGGAUUUCACCUUCAUCAACUACCAAUGAAGACCCCAAAGAGGGUUUGAGUAACUCAGCCUUGGAAAGGAUUCAACUCCAUAUGCAACUUCAAGGCCUUCACAAUCCACUCUCUUUCUACACACACCCUCAGCUAUGGCCCAAGCUCCACCCCAUGCAGGAAAAGAAGUUUCAAUCCCUCCUGCCUCUGAACAAUCAAAACCCUAAUCAUCUUCAACCCACUCAACCGCCCAAGGAAGCUGAUUUCUUUCACACCAAUUCUGUGUCUCUUCCUUAUGAGAUCCCAAGUUCAGAUGAAUUAGCAUCUGGGGUUCAUCAAGUUUCAAACUUUGUGGAAGUGGAUGAGUUUCUUAAUGACAAGGCGGAGGGUUUCAUGUCACAACCUGAACAAGUGCCUGAAUUUGAUUGCUUUAAAGAAGUGGGUGGUUCUUCUAAGGAUAGCUUCAUGUGGUGGGCUGCUCAGAAUGAUCAUCAUGAUAUGAGAUCCGCAUCCUCCUCUAAUUCCUGGGAUUCUUCUUCUGUUCUUCAAUCGGAAUUGAUGUUUCAAGAUUUUGAGUUAGGGUACAAUCUUUAG